Molecule: messenger RNA, 3453 nt
Organism: Actinia tenebrosa (Australian red waratah sea anemone)
Lineage: Eukaryota; Metazoa; Cnidaria; Anthozoa; Actiniaria; Actiniidae
Product: ubiquitin carboxyl-terminal hydrolase CYLD
Biological process (GO): protein deubiquitination
Molecular function (GO): cysteine-type deubiquitinase activity
Source: RefSeq, a predicted model, not a curated record
AAAACGAGGCGCAAGGGAAUUUCCCAAACAAGAUGGCGGAAGUGGAGAAACGGUCAACAACUAAAGAAAGAUCUAAAGAUGUCUUUUAUUUAAUGCUCUGAUCGAGCCUUGGUGWUAMACAAAGUAUGGAUGGAACCCUUCAAAAAUAUAUAUUAAUGAACGAUCGAGUGGGCAAGCACGUUGAAAAAGGAUGGUUAUCGACUAAAGAUGUYCCUACUCAAMUUCUUCGGGGUGAAAUUUUCAAGGCUUUGCCAGAAUCAGAGCAACCAGARGAUMCURAYRWAAUCGCUYUAGCAGUUWUUUCUGGCUCCAUUCCGAGCAUCAAUCUAGAAUGUCCUACCUUGGAUGUGUCAAAAAUCACGAACAGCGAAGCAGACUUGCUUUUGGCUAUAUCUUCACUGGAGGAAAGGUUUCGAACUUAUCAAAAACGAAAUCGGUUAGCUUAUGGAAAAACAUUGGAUGUUGGUCAUCAAGUCUUUGUCAAGUUAAAAGAUCCACAUAAAGAAUAUCCAGGAGUAAUUUGGUAUAAAGGUCAUUUAYCUACACAUAAAGGCAUUAUGUUUGGUGUCGAACUACUGGGAAAGGAAUCUGAAGGACAGGGUACAUGUGAUGGUACAUUUAGAAAUAAAAAAUACUUUGAUUGUCCACAAGAUCAGGGUGUCUUUGUUGCAUUGGAUAAACUGCGUCCUCGGCAAGAACAGGAUAAGUCUCUCAAGAAGGAAACAACGAUAUUAUCUACUUUAAAGGAUAUGAUUCCAUCAUUUUCAAGCAAAGAUACUUCUGCAGUUAGAAACAUGGCAAAAGAACAUAAGUUAAAAAUGGACCAGAGAGUUGUUGUGUUUCCAGAGUAUAAAGAUGAUAAAAUCAAGGUGCCACUGAGAGGGACAGUGCGAUACAUAUCUGGACGAGUAGAUAGUCAUGGUGAUUGUCCUGUUGGAAUAGAACUGGAUAAAAAAGAGGGAGCUGGUACUGGAGUUUUCAAAGGAAGACAUCGAUUUGUCUGUAAUGAGGGUCAUGCAUUGUUUAUACCAGUAACCUCUGUCUUACCCGAGGAAGAAUAUAAUAGCUCUGAACAAGCCAGCAUUUACCCAGUUGCUGACAGAUUAGCUCAAAGUGAUGGUUUCCCUGCAUCACUAGGUUAUCAUCAGGCCAACCCUGGAUCCAGAGAACUUGAAAAUGGUGGGAUCAAAAGGUCAAACUCUGCGACGUCUAUCCCAUUUCAAUCAGGCGAAAAAGCAGGUAAAGAUGAGAUGAGUUUUGUUGAUGAACACUAUAAUAGAAGUCCCAAAGGGAAUUCAUUGCAAAUCAUAGCUGGGCAGUCAACAUUCUAUCAGCCAAGUGAAGGAGUGUCAACACCUUAUCAAGAAGAGAACCCACAAGGAAGUGGUGGGUUUAAUAUGCAUUCCAAAAAUAUAUCUUCAGAGAAUAAAUACAAUGACAUUGAUUCUAGUGGAAGUGGAACUCAUGGAAUUGAAAUGAGGGCUGCAUAUAGUGCAAGCAGUGCACUAGACAGCAAUCGAAUUCCUAGUUGUUUUAAUUCCAAAGAACCUGUAACAAGAUCUAGUGGCCUCGAUCAACACAAAGUUACGAGUGUGUCUCAAAAUGAUAUUGACAUGAGGGAUCAUGAACUCAGCGCAGGUUUGACUCAUGAAGAAGAUGUUAGUGAACAAAUUAUAGCAUCUGGACUUGAGAUAGGUUCCAUGGUAGAGGUACCAAUAAUGGAAAACAAAGGUACUCAAUAUGGGGUCAUCAGAUGGAUUGGACAGUUGCCUGAACUUCCUGGAAAAACUGUUGCUGGUCUGGAACUUGAGACAGAACAAGCAGCCUGUUCAGAUGGGAUGUUUGGAGGAAAAAGGUAUUUCACUUGUCCAUCAGGAAGAGCUUUCUUUGUAAACUUGCAGCAUUGCCGGAAAGAUUCAAGAUUCCAACUGGAUUCUCCUGGAGCAGCUAAAUACUCUGGAAAAGCUUUUGGUAGCAUUGAGUCUCCAGUCGUAACUGGCAUAGUACCACCGCCUACCAGUUUGACCAGGCAGAACCAAGGGAGAAUGAAAGGCAUCCAGGGACACCACAACUCAUGUUACUUGGAUGCUACACUCUACAGCAUGUUCUCUUUUUCCACUGUAUUUGAUAGCCUGUUACACAGAGAGAAAAAUAGGGAGGAUCUUGAACAGUAUGAUGCAGUUCAGCGAGUACUCAAAGAAUACAUAGUAAACCCUCUUAGAAAUGGUGGUUUUGUGAGAGCUGACUUUGUCCUAAAGUUAAGAAGUCUUCUUGAUGAACUGGGUUCAACAUCAGGACUCAUGAAUGAAGAGAAAGAUCCUGAAGAAUUCCUCAACACUCUGUUGCACCAAGUGCUUAAAAGUGACGCUUUGCUUAAACUGAAAACCCCAAAUAACAGAAUUGAAGAAACAAACUAUUAUCAGAUCAUAACAGAAAAAGAUGACACUAAAAAAAGUCAGCCAGUUCAAAAACUUCUUGAACAAUCUUUCCUUUUCUCUGAUCUCAAAUUAGCUGAGGUACCUUCCUGUCUGAUACUCCAGAUGCCAAGGUUUGGUAAAAGAUACAAAAUGUAUGACUUUAUUCUACCAAACUUGAAGCUAGACAUCACUCAUAUUCUUGAAAAUGUUCCUCGCGAGUGUUCAGUGUGUGGAGCAGUGUCCACCUACGAAUGUAAAGAUUGCUAUCCUGCAAAAGAGUUAUCAAACUUAAGCUACUGUGAUGAAUGUGUUAAAAAGUUCCAUAACAAGCGAGAACGUAUUGGCCACAAACCCAGACCCCUUCCUGUGCCAAGGGGGUUCAGUCAACGUCCAUGUGAACCAGGACACCUUCCAAUUGAAACCAUGGAUCUCUUUGCUGUGGUCUGCAUAGCAACUAGUCACUACGUAGCUUUCGUCAAGUGCGGCACCGGUGAUGAUUCAGAGUGGUGUUUCUUUGACAGUAUGGCUGACAGAAAAGGAGAGACAAAUGGGUACAACAUCCCAGUUGUGACACCUUGCCCAGAGGCAAAAGAAUGGCUUUCCAAAAAGGAUGAAGACAUUGUCAGAGCAAGUGAGCAAGGACAGCUGCCUCCAAACAUGAAACGAUUGUUUGGUGAUGCUUACAUGUGUCUAUAUCAAAAUCUAGAAAUGACAAUGUACAAAUGAAUCUCAAGUCAGAGUCAUUACACACUGAUUGAGACGACAGUUUCAACAUGGAAAUCAGUAAUACACUGCAGGCGAACAGAGUAUGCAACUAACAAUUUGCUUGUUUGAUGGCAGCGAUGUUGUCUUGAUCAGCACAUAGCAAUGAAAAAUUACGGUGAUAGUAUCGAGUGAUGUGCUUCUUUACAAAGCCGAGUGAUUUUACUUAACACAUGAAAAUAUUAAUCAGAAAAACAUGAAAAUAUAGUCCGGGGGGGAGGGGUACUCUUGCCUGCUUAGGGUAGGGAUGUGCCGCUGAGCCCUUUGAACCCUG